CAUCUGCGCUCAUGGGUCGUGAUGCCCGGGAUUCUUGCAUUAGUUUCAUUUUUCCGUGAUCACAAGGCAUUCUAUUCGCUGCGUAUAAAUUCUUUGCGUAUGAAAACGUCAGCAAGCCACAAUGCUUCCUUUCCUCCUACUUUUUUGUCUCAUUUUUGCCACCUCAUACGCGACACCCGGAAUCUCCCUCCUCUCAAACACACUCCUCGAUUCGUCCGGAAUCUACUUUGUCUCAUACGACGGUUUAGUUAAUGUCAACUCAUUCCAGCUUUCCGGGCUGCUCACGUACGAGAGAUACCAAUACGCUGGCUGGUACACCUCUAACUCAUCUGUCAUACUGGGCCGACGAACCACCUCCGGGGGGAGCUGGGAGACCCUCGCGCUCCCGCAUACUCUCAGCACAAGUGAUAGCCACAACGUUAUUGCACUCGGCAUCUCCCCUGAAGACGGUGUGAUCCACGUCGCCAUGGAUUGCCACAGCAGUCCAGUGUACUACACUCAGUCUUCGUCGGGCGUCGGUGGCUCGAGUGUGAGCUGGACAGCGAGUCUGUUUGGGACCAUCACGAACACAAUAGGGAGUCUCAACGUGGGCAGCACGGUCACGUACCCGCAAUUUGUCAUCACCCCGGAUAACCUUCUGCAGUUUGUGUAUCGAUCUGGGGUUUCGGGAAAUGGGAACACGCAGUUGGCGGAGUAUCAGAAUGGAACGUGGACGAACGUUGGGCUGUGGGCGAGUGGUUUGGGGACGUAUACGGCGGACGACGGGGCGAUAAGCACUGCGAGGAAUCUGUAUAUCCAUGGGGUGACAUAUAGAGGGAGUCGCCUCUACAUUGCCGGGACCUGGAGGGAGAACAAUGCGGCUGUCUCGUGUAGCGCCGGGGGAUUGACGAACCACGAUACAACGUUUUUCUAUUCUGAUGAUAAAGGCAGAACGUGGUAUAACGCAGCGGGCACAUAUAUUGGUGCAUCCGGCAGUUCACCGAUGUCCGUCAGCUCCAGCGGGAUCAUUAUCGACUCAUUGGACGCAAACCACGGUCUGAUGAACCAAGAAUCGCAGGACGUUGAUUCUCAAGGGCUCAUGCAUGUCAUAAUAUCGUAUGUCCCAGGCCGCUUCACGCAAUGUGUCACAAACUACGAAUCCGACCGUAUAGCUUAUGGGCGCCCUUUCCAUAUCUACCAAGCCGCUAACGGCACGUUCGUCAAAACUGAGAUGCCCUUCGCCCUCGAUGCCGUCGGGCGGUCGCAGAUCGCCAUUGACGCCUCAGACAACGUGUACGUGGUGCUGCCGUAUGUGCGUGUUGUCGCGGCGAGCAAGGCUAGUGGCUGGACGGAUUGGGCGAUGGUGUAUAAUGGGUCGGCACUGGGCUUGGAUGCGUUUGGGGAGGUGACGAUUGAUAGAGGGGCGUUGGUGAGUAGUGGGAGGGGGACGUUGGCGGUGCUCUAUCAGGAGUCGAGCUCUGGGACUACGCCUUCGCCGGUUAGGGUUGUUCAGUUUGAGAUGGAUGAGUAGGACCUUUAAGGACUCUAUCCGUGGUGUGGUAGAAUUGACCUGUGAUAUAUAGCAUUUU
Guyanagaster necrorhizus is the source of this 1568-nucleotide messenger RNA. RefSeq lists its product as uncharacterized. The coding region runs from base 122 to 1510 and encodes 462 amino acids. The transcript is spliced from 3 exons. NCBI's taxonomy places the organism in Eukaryota, Fungi, Basidiomycota, Agaricomycetes, Agaricales, Physalacriaceae. The record is from RefSeq and is a predicted model, not a curated record.